Molecule: messenger RNA, 770 nt
Organism: Solea senegalensis (Senegalese sole)
Lineage: Eukaryota; Metazoa; Chordata; Actinopteri; Pleuronectiformes; Soleidae
Gene: czib
Product: CXXC motif containing zinc binding protein
Exons: 8
Coding region: 79-561 (160 amino acids)
Molecular function (GO): zinc ion binding
Source: RefSeq, a predicted model, not a curated record
CAUUCGUACUCAAACGCCUGGCCUAAACGAGCAGUCCCUGAACGCAGCACAGGAAGUGAUACGUGGGAGCGAUUCAAUAUGGUGAAGUUUGGGCUCCAGUUUAAAGCCACGUUGGAGAAUGUCACCAACGUGAGACCGUUGGGCGACGACUUUCGCUGGUUUCUGAAGCUGAAGUGUGGGAACUGUGGCGAAAUCCCAGAAAAGUGGCAGUAUGUGACCCUAGUGGAAAGUGUGCCGCUAAAAGGAGGAAGAGGUAGUGCCAGCAUGGUGCAGAAAUGUAAACUUUGUGCCAGGGAAAAUUCAAUUGACAUCCUGGGAGACACAAUCACACCAUAUAAUACAGAGGACAAUGAACGCUUCAAAACAAUGGUGCAGUUUGAGUGUCGGGGCUUGGAGCCCAUUGACUUUCAGCCACAAACUGGCUUUGCUGCACAGGGAGCAGAGACAGGGACGCCGUUUCCUGAAGUUAACCUUCUAGAAAAAGACUGGACAGACUAUGAUGAGAAAGCCAAGGAGUCGGUGGGAAUAUAUGAAGUCACCCACAAGUUCAUCAAGUGCUGAUGUUGUCAUGAUGAACCCUAGUGUUGGGUGAAUGAACACCAGUCAUCAUCACAAAUCUGUUUUUUGGCAACACAGACUCUUGAGAUACUGAGGUAAACUGGUUUGGAUGAUGGUAAACAUUAAAAGGUGUGGAUUACCAACACAAUGCCAAUGCUCUAAAGAUACUUUUUUUUCACUGCCUCAAUAAAAUUGAAGGGUGAAAAUUUUAA